Messenger RNA from Oncorhynchus gorbuscha (pink salmon), 3385 nucleotides. RefSeq lists its product as uncharacterized. The record is from RefSeq and is a predicted model, not a curated record. Gene Ontology annotation, biological process: protein import into mitochondrial matrix. Gene Ontology annotation, molecular function: transmembrane protein transporter activity. The transcript has 10 exons. NCBI's taxonomy places the organism in Eukaryota, Metazoa, Chordata, Actinopteri, Salmoniformes, Salmonidae. Bases 706 to 1797 code for a protein of 363 amino acids. Gene Ontology annotation, cellular component: mitochondrial outer membrane translocase complex; mitochondrial outer membrane.
UUUAGUUAUCAGCUGGUUAGUUAGCAGCUGGUUAGUUAUCAGCUGGUUAGUUAGUAGCUGGUUAGUUAGUAGCUGGUUAGUUAACAGCUGGUUGGAUAGCUCAGCUCCUGCGGGUGACACGUCAUUAGUUAGCUAGAAACUCUCCUGUUCGGCUUCCGGGUUUCUGUUUUACCGGCCCCUGUCCGUGUCCCGUCCCGGUCCUACCUUGAUGAGGGCCAGGUACUCCUCUCGGAGCCGCUGCACCCAGAGCUCCUUGUCCCGGGGACCGGAGUUGGUCUUGAGCAGCGGGAUCUCCGACACCGCCCUCCGAGUCGCGUCGUCCGCCAUCGCCCUCUGGAAGGGAGAAAAAUGACAGAUUGGAAAUAACACCGGUCCAGUGCUCAGAAAAAUACUAUUUGAUGUAUAUACAAUAACGAGACCGUCCAAAAUAACCCCGUUACCACGGUUUAAAACACAAAUCUGGGUGUUUCUGAGCUGUAAAUAAAAACACGUCGUCGGUACCAAAACUACUUGUUCCGUGUUUUUAGAGGGAAGUAUGUGACUGCGGACAUUCUGGGGAAUGAAGUUGCGGUUGCACAUCUUUUGGAGGUGGACCUCGGCACUCAGCAUCUUCAUCCCCCACCCAAAACCUUCAUCUGUUUCGGCUCCUUUUGUUUCUCUACUCUCCGUUCCUCCGGUUCGUCGCAUCGGACGUGUGGAGCCCUCAUGGGCAGUGUUCUGGCCUUGGCUGGUGCGGGCCGUCAGAACUGGCCUUUCUCCUCGGACACACCCCCUACCCAGUGGGACACGCCCCUUCCUCACUGGGAUACGCCCCCUCGCUGGGAGAGGAGGGACGGACGCCUCCCCAACCCCGGGAGCUUCCAUGCCCUGCAUCAUUCGUGCAAGGAUGUUUUCCCACAGCAGAUUGAAGGAGUAAAGAUGAUGGUCAACAAAACCCUUAGCAGCUUCUUCAAAGCCAGUCAUACCUUCCACCUCAGUGCAGUGAGUCCGUCUCAGUACCGCUUCCAUGUGGAGCACCGUCAGUCUGACAGUCACGGCAAAGAUACGGACUCCCCCGUGCUGAUCGGUGAGAUGGACUCCUCCGGCAGUCUGAAUGCUCAUUCGCUGCUGCAUCUUAGCGAACGAAUCAGGGCCAAGGCUGUGUUUCAGACCCAGCAGGCUCAGUUCAUGACGUGGCAGUUUGAGACGGAGUACAGAGGAAGUGACUUCACAGCAGCUGUUACCAUGGCGAACCCUGAUGUCCUACGGGAGUCAGUGAUCCUGGUUGCCCACUUCCUCCAGAGUGUGUGUUCAGGGCUGGUGUUGGGAGGAGAGCUGGUCUACCACAAAGGAAGACAUGAAGAGGGAGGCAUUCUCACCCUGGCUGGACAGUACUCAGGUCCUAAUUGGGUGGCGACACUGAAUGCUGGGAAAGGAGGAGCUCACGCCAGCUACUACCAUAGAGCUAACAAACAGAUCCAGGUGGGGGUAGAGUUUGAGGCCAGUACCAGGACCCAGGAGACGACGGCCUCCUUCGGGUACCAGAUGGAACUACCAGAGGCUAACAUGGUGUUCAGAGGUGGGGCUGGGAAUCAAUGUGGGCUAGACUACAACACCCACAACCCUCUACAGAAGGGACUCCCUCACAUGCCCCUCCCCCAGCCCUGUGGCCUCGUGGGAAACGGCGUUCCUGUUUUUGGAGGAAGAAAAUGGUGCAGCAAGAAUUCCCCCCCUAGCGACCACAUGGCAAAUGUUACAUCACUUUCUGUUGAAAAACCUGAACUGGACAGACUCACUAGACGUCAGCUCCACACAUAGAGAGCGAUAGAGGACUAAAUUUAGUAUCUGUGACAUUAUAUCAUCUGACACAGCAUGGGCAUUUUGAAGUAGUACAUUCUCUUCUUAAACGAUUGGCUGAUCAAUCUUGAUGACCCAGUUAAACAUGGCUCCAAUAGGUUCAUCAGGAGGGAUCAGCCAAUAAAGUUGGAAGUCCCACCCAGUUGACUACAUUAAAAUGGUGGAAUCCAUCAAUGGCGCUGUCCAUGCUAAUAUGGCCCUUUGGCCACUAGAGGUCUCUAUCAUUCUCUAUGACUCCCCCACACCUCAUAAUGCAUAAUGGACAGCUCAUAGCAUUAACCAUGUGUUUGAUACCAUUCCAAUGAUUCCGUUCCAGCCAUUACCACGAACCCAUCCUCCCCAAGUAAGGUACCACCAACCUCCUGUGCUCACCUCCCAUCCCCCAUAAUGCACCUCACCUCCCACCCCCAUAAUGCAGCUCACCUCCCCCAUAAUGCACCUCCCAUCCCCAUAAUGCACCUCCCAUCCCCCAUAAUGCACCUCCCAUCCCCUAAAAUGCACCUCCCAUCCCCAUAAUGCACCUCACCUCCCAUCCCCAUAAUGCACCUCCCAUCCCCAUAAUGCACCUCCCAUUCCCCAAAAUGCACCACCCAUCCCCUGAAAUGCACCUCCCAUCCCCAUAAUGCACCUCACCUCCCAUCCCCAUAAUGCACCUCCCAUCCCCAUAAUGCACCUCCCAUUCCCCAAAAUGCAUCUCCCAUCCCCUAAAUUGCACCUCCCAUCCCCUAACAUGCCCCUCCCAUCCCCUAAAAUGCACCUCCCAUCCCCUAAAAUGCCACUCCCAUCCCCUAACAUGCCCCUCCCAUCCCCAUCCCCUAAAAUGCAUCUCCCAUCCCCUAAAAUGCACCUCCCAUCCACAAAAUGCCCCUCCCAUCCCCUAAAAUGCACCUCCCAUCCCCUAAAAUGCCCCUCCCAUCCCCUAAAAUGCACUUCCCAUCCCCUAAAAUGCCUCUCCCAUCCCCUAAAAUGCCUCUCCCAUCCCCUAAAAUGCCUCUCCCAUCCCCUAAAAUGCCCCUCCCAUCCCCUAAAAUGCACCUCCCAUCCCCUAAAAUGCACCUCCCAUCCCCUAAAAUGCACCUCCCAUUCCACCCCCUGUAAUGCACCGCACCUCCCAUUCCCCAUAAUUUACUGUAUGUAUACUAUAUACUGUAAUACCAUAAUGUAUUUAUACUUAAUGUUCUACAUAAAACAUGUUGGGGUUUAAGAUAUAUGCAUCAAAGACUCCCAUGACCAUGUACAGUUGACGUCUGAAGUUUAGAUACACCUGAACCUCCCCCAUAAUGCAGCUCACCUCCCAUCCCCAUAAUGCACCUCCCAUCAUCCUCAUAAUGCAGCUCACCUCCCAUCCCCAUAAUGCACCUCCCAUCAUCCUCAUAAUGCACCUCACCUCCCACCCCCCAUAAUGCAGCUCACCUCCCCCAUACUAACCAAAUACAUUUAAACUCAGUUUUUCACAAUUCCUGACAUUUAAUCACGGUAAAAAUUCCCUGUCUUAGGUCAGUUAGGUUCACCACUUUAUUUUAAUAAUGUGAAAUGUCAGAAUUAUUGU